Aspergillus nomiae NRRL 13137 is the source of this 2709-nucleotide messenger RNA. RefSeq names its product exocyst subunit SEC10. The coding region runs from base 1 to 2634 and encodes 877 amino acids. Gene Ontology annotation, biological process: exocytosis; Golgi to plasma membrane transport. The transcript is spliced from 3 exons. The record is from RefSeq and is a predicted model, not a curated record. Gene Ontology annotation, cellular component: cytoplasm; exocyst. NCBI's taxonomy places the organism in Eukaryota, Fungi, Ascomycota, Eurotiomycetes, Eurotiales, Aspergillaceae.
AUGCCAGACAGUGCGUCCAUCACCUCAACUCCCACGUCGCGAUCUGUCUUCCCUCAAGGCCCCAGUUUCACUCUUGAGGACUUUUCGAGCCGUGAUUUUAUAGUCAAAGAAUUCAUCGAAGCACUUUCCGACAGUGCCAUUUUAAACCGUCGCUCUACGCUAGGCCCCACCACCGGGAACCAACUGUUCGAUCCCAAACCACUCAUUCGGACCCUUGAACAUGCACAGAGGAGACUUGGUGAACUUUCUGGUGACUUAGAGAUCAAGGAGAACGAGCUUUCAGCUGCUGUCCGCCGAGCUGAGGCCCAGCACUCACAGAAUAUCAGUACACUUGGCAGGAAGCUGAAACAGACCAUUGAAUCUUUCCAACAACUUGAUACGUCGCUCAAUGGGACAGGUGCUGGAGCUGGAGCUGGGCUUUCCGGGAGCGAACUCUCCGGGUCUACUGGUAAUAUGGCUGUUGAAACAGGCCGGAAGCUGGAAGAACUUGACCGACAGAGACGCCGAGCACUUGAUGCCCACUUCCUUCUUGAGUGUUGGGAUAGCGUAAGUAACAGGGGAGAACUUACGCUUUUGGAGAACUUGAGGAGGUCCGGUACUGGUGAAGCUAAAGUACGCUCCGCACAGAUAGCGCGGCAGUUACUGAGGAUUAGCCAAAGGCUUGACCCGAAAAGCUGGAACGACUCGGGAGGAAAGAGCAAUGGCCCGUCUGGGGAUGGGUCUGCAGACGAGGGUAGGGUUGAAGAGACAGUGUUGACCAGGCUGAAUACAAGGGAGAUCAUUGAGAAGUUCUCGGAGACGUUAGAGAAGGAUCUCCUGAAACAGUUCGACGACUUCUAUCGUAAGGCCAACUUUGAAGGUAUGAAAGAUUGUGCAACUGUGCUACAGGAUUUCAAUGGGGGCUCUAGUGUUAUCGCUCUAUUUGUCAACCAGCACCAGUUCUUUAUCGAUCGAAACCCAGAUUCGGAGCCUCUGAAGGUGGAACCUAGUCUUCAGUCACUCAUUGACGAGGUUAAGGUCGUAGUUCAGGAGGAAUCAGCUAUUAUAAAGCGAGCAUUCCCCUACUACGAACAGGUCCUCGGGAAGUUCUUGCAGCGCGUGUUCCAGCAAUCAAUUCAACAGAGACUUGAAAUGGUUCUUGAGAAGGCUAAUAGUAUCUCAUCGCUCGCCUUCUUACGCUCCCUACAGAGCUCUCGCAGUUACAUCAGCGCUCUAGUCGAUGAUUUAAAGGCCCAUGGUUUGACUGAACACCCCGAUACCAUUUCCGCUCAGACGGCAUUGGUUCUCGAUCAACAACUGGAAGAUUUAUUUGUGCCAUACUUUGUUGGUUCCUCUUAUAUCGAGAGGGAGAAGAAAACAUUGGAAGAGCUGUAUACAUCUUUGCUUUUCAAAUUCACCACCUUCCAUGCACGUAGAAAGAAGGCAGCAACCACCUUCAUGGCAUCUCUUUCGAAGUCGGGUACUGAACUUCUAUCCUCUGCACGGGACGCGUACAUCAAUCGCCUUGAGUCCUCAGAUUACUCACCGACACAGCGAAGGAUGUUACUUCAGGUGGCGGGCUUGAGGGAUGCCAAUGACCUCUUAAGACGAACUGAUAUCAAACUCACUGAAGAGGAUGGUAUUCCUAGCAUAUCUCAUGCCAAACGAAUGCUCAAGUGGCUUGCUGAGGGAGUUAGCCGGGGCUUGGAGCUCAGUGUAAGCAGCGAAACCCCCAAGGACAUGUUGGCUCUGUUGGCUCUUCUCCUUUCUAUGAUGGGAGAAGGGUACAUUGAGGUUUGUCUUGAUGCCGCAUUGGAGACGGCGACAUCACAAGAAUCAGGAAAAAUGGAGCCUGAUUUUGCUUACCUCCCGGCGGUCCGGAACGCAAUCGGCAUCGCAAACUUGAUGGUAAUGUGCAUAAACACAUUACUCAUUCCCCUAGCAACCGGGAGCAUCACUGUUCGCCGAGAAAUGGAAAAGAAGACAAACUUGACAACUAUGCGAAUCGAGGAGAAAGUCAAUACAAUUGAGCAGAAAAUCAUUGAUGCUUCUUUGACUUGGGUUAAUAAACUUCUUGCUAGCCAAAGGAAGAAUGACUUUCGGCCCAAGGAAGGAGACAAUGCAGCUUGGUUGGAGAAGCUACAGACACCAACCUGUGCGUCUAUUUGCACUUUUCUCUCUCGUGUGCAUAAUAUGACCACAACAUCGCUGCCGCCUAGUGGCUCGAAUAUCCGACAGUUGCUAACAGAGAUAGCCAUGGGAACCCGCAGUUUACUUUUAGAGCAUUUUAAGCGAUUCGCGGUCAAUGGACCUGGCGGCCUCAUGGUCACUAAGGAUAUGACACAGUACACAGAUCUCCUCAAGUCUUGGGACAUAGAUGAGCAGGUCAAGGGCCCUAGCGGUGCGCUGGACGUCUUGCUGGAGGUUGGUAGCCUUUUUGUUGUAGGAUCUGAAGCUUUACGAGAAAAGGUCUGGAGUGGCGCAGCAAGUAGCAGCAGCAGGCCUGGGAACAAUAGUGGGACAAGUCCUGGGCGAGGCGCCGGGGGAACUGGACAAGUGGAAGCUGGCCUCAGCGUGCAAGAAGUCCGGGCUUAUGUCUCUCGAAGAGAGGAUUCCAACACAGCUGCGAUGCAGAAUGUUCUCAGUGUCCUUUGAGAUUAGCUUGUUUAUGGGGCGCCUCAUUAUUCUCGGGACAUCGUAUGGCAUGUACCUGACAUGACUUCUUGUUUC